Molecule: messenger RNA, 480 nt
Organism: Armigeres subalbatus
Lineage: Eukaryota; Metazoa; Arthropoda; Insecta; Diptera; Culicidae
Exons: 1
Coding region: 1-480 (159 amino acids)
Source: RefSeq, a predicted model, not a curated record
AUGACUGCGAGAAUCCAGCCCAGAAGUGCAGCAAUUUCAGCGUUCGAAGAAGAUAUACAGUUCUAUGUUUUGCCGAAGAUCACCCGUGAAUUGCUGAUAAGUCCAGUGAAAGUGAGCCGAUUGAAGAUCCCGACCGAUAUUGUGCUAGCAGAUCCUAGUUUCGGUGAACCUGGUCCCAUCGAUAUGAUUAUCGGAGCCGAGUUUGCUGCGGGAAGUAUGAAGCUCUCGGAUGAUGGUCCAACCCUACAAGAAACAGUCUUUGGCUGGAUCGUGUCCGGCCAUACAUCUCCAAUUCCUGAGAAUAACCCAGAAACAUCAACAUUCGUUUGUACAACGGUAGAUCUACAAGAACUUCUAGCGAGAUUCUGGGAACUAGAGACGUGUCACGUUAACAGCACAUUGUCCAUUGAGGAAACAGCGUGUGAAGAGUUGUUUAACAAAACGACGUCCAGAACGGUCCAGACGGUAGAUUCGUGGUAG